Molecule: messenger RNA, 1176 nt
Organism: Penicillium antarcticum
Lineage: Eukaryota; Fungi; Ascomycota; Eurotiomycetes; Eurotiales; Aspergillaceae
Product: WD40 repeat domain-containing protein
Exons: 1
Coding region: 1-1176 (391 amino acids)
Molecular function (GO): protein binding
Source: RefSeq, a predicted model, not a curated record
AUGGAUUCCUGGAGCACAACUCUACAGACAUUAGAGGGCCAUUCAGAUUGGGUUAGAUCAGUGGCCUUCUCUCCUGAUGGGCUCACCUUGGCAUCGGGCUCAGACGACCACACCAUCAAGCUCUGGGAUAUGGCGACAGGCACGAUCCGGCAGACGCUAGAGGGCCAUUCAAAAUGGGUUAGAUCAGUGGCCUUCUCUCCUGAUGGGCUCACCCUGGCAUCGGGCUCGGACGAUCACACCAUCAAGCUCUGGGAUCCGGCGACCGGCACGGAUCCGGCGACUUGCACGAAGUGGCAGACGUUAGAGGGCCAUUCAACUUGGGUUAGUUCAGUUGCCUUCUCUCCCGAUGGACUCACCCUGGUAUCAGGCUCGGAAGACAACACCAUUAAGCUCUGGGAUACGGCGACCGGCACGCAGCGGCAGACGUUAGAGGGCCUUUCAAGUUUGGUUAGUUCGGUGGCCUUCUCUCCCGAUGGGGUUACCCUAGCAUCGGGCUUGGGCGACCACACCAUCAAGCUCUGGGAUACGGUGACCGGCACACAGCGGCAGACGCUAGAGGGCCAUUCACAUGUGGUUAAUUCGGUAGCCUUCUCUCCCGAUGGGCUCAUCCUAGCAUCAGGCUCGAGUGAUAACACUAUCAAGCUCUGGGAUACGGCGACCGGCACACAACGGCAGACGUUAGAGGGCCAUUCAGGUUGGGUUUGUUCGGUGGCCUUCUCUCCCGAUGGACUCACCCUAGCAUCGGGCUCGGAUGACCGCACCAUUAAGCUCUGGGAUACGGCGACCGGCACGCAGCGGCGGACGUUAGAGGGCCAUUCAAAUUGGGCUAGUUCAAUCGCCUUCUCUCCCGAUGGACUCACCCUGACAUCGGGCUCGGAAGACAACACCAUCAAGCUCUGGGAUACGGCGACCGGCACGCAGCUAGAGGGCCAUUCACAUGUGGUUAAUUCGGGGGCCUUUUCUCCUGAUGGACUCACGCCAACUCUCGAAAAAGGUCUUGACGAUUGCCAGAUAUCAUUAUCGAAUAACUGGGUUAGUUUGGGAGGUGAGAAUGUACUAUGGCUCCCGGCUGAGUAUCGUUCAUUUGUGUGCCAGGCUGUCAAGGAUGCCACACUUGCCCUCGGGUACGCGGAUGGGCGGGUCUUGGUUACAAGAUUCCUUACGCAUAUCAUAUAA